Messenger RNA from Lepus europaeus (European hare), 1517 nucleotides. RefSeq names its product cerebellar degeneration related protein 2 like (gene CDR2L). NCBI's taxonomy places the organism in Eukaryota, Metazoa, Chordata, Mammalia, Lagomorpha, Leporidae. The record is from RefSeq and is a predicted model, not a curated record.
CCGCGCCGCCGCAACGCCCGCCCACCCGCCGCCGCGGGGCCAUGCGGAGAGCCGCGGGGAUGGAGGACUUCUCCGCAGAGGAGGAGCCCUGGUACGACCCGCAGGACCUAGAGCAGGACUUGCACCUGGCCGCGGAGCUGGGGAAGACCCUGCUGGAGAGGAACAAGGAGCUGGAGGAGUCCCUGCAGCACAUGUACUCCACCAACGAGGAGCAAGUGCAGGAGAUCGAGUACCUGACUAAGCAGCUGGACACGCUGAGACACGUGAAUGAGCAGCACGCCAAAGUGUACGAGCAGCUGGACCUCACCGCCCGAGACCUGGAGCUGACCAACCAGAAGCUGGUGCUGGAGAGCAAGGCUGCCCAGCAGAAGAUCCAUGGGCUGACGGAGACCAUUGAGCGCCUGCAGGCCCAGGUAGAGGAGCUGCAGGCCCAGGUGGAGCAGCUGCGGGACCUGGAGCAGCUGCGAGUGCGCAGGGAGAAGCGGGAGCGCAGACGCACCAUCCACACCUUCCCCUGUCUCAAGGAGCUGUGCACCAGUGCCCGGUGCGAGGACGCCUUCCGCCUGCACAGUUCCUCCCUGGAGCUGGGCCCGCGGCCGCUGGAGCAGGAGAACGAGAGGCUGCAGACCCUGGUGGGGGUGCUGCGGUCCCAGGUGAGCCAGGAGCGGCAGCGCAAGGAGCGCGCGGAGCGCGAGUACACGGCCGUGCUGCAGGAGUACUCGGACCUGGAGCGGCAGCUGUGCGACAUGGAGGGCUGCCGCCUGCGCGUGCAGGAGCUGGAGGCCGAGCUGCUGGAGCUGCAGCAGAUGAAGCAGGCCAAGACCUACCUGCUGGCCCGGGAGGACCACCUGGCCGAGGCCUUGCUCGCGCCCCUCACCCACGCCCCCGAGACCGACGACCCUCAGCCGGGCAGCGAGGACGACUCCGGCACCCAGGACGGCGUCUCGUCUCCCGACCACGCCGUGCGCAAGAGCUGCAGCGACACGGCGCUCAACGCCAUCGUGGCCAAAGACCCAGCCGGCCGGCACGCGGGCCACCUGACGCUGCACGCCAACAGCGUGCGCAAGCGCGGGAUGUCCAUCCUGCGGGAGGUGGACGAGCAGUACCACGCGCUGCUCGACAAGUACGAGGAGCUGCUGAGCAAAUGCCGGCAGCACGGGGCCGGCGUGCGGCACGCCGGCGUGCAGACCUCGCGGCCCAUCUCCCGGGACAGCUCGUGGAGGGACCUGCGCGGGGGCGAGGAGGGCCCGGGGGAGGCCAAGGCCGGGGAGAAGAGCCUGAGCCAGCACGUGGAGGCCGUGGACAAGCGGCUGGAGCAGAGCCAGCCCGAGUACAAGGCGCUCUUCAAGGAGAUCUUCUCCAGGAUCCAGAAGACCAAGGCCGACAUCAACGCCACCAAACUCAAGACUCACAGCGGCAAGUGACCCCCUCCGGCCCACAGCCUCCCUGGGGGGUGGGGGGCGGGCCACGGGGUCCCUCCCGCCUGCACCGUGCAGCGUCAGGCUAGUGAGAGAGCC